This is a messenger RNA of Aspergillus niger, 1242 nucleotides long. RefSeq lists its product as uncharacterized. Gene Ontology annotation, biological process: vesicle-mediated transport. The transcript has 3 exons. Bases 1 to 1242 code for a protein of 413 amino acids. The record is from RefSeq and is a predicted model, not a curated record. Gene Ontology annotation, molecular function: protein-macromolecule adaptor activity. NCBI's taxonomy places the organism in Eukaryota, Fungi, Ascomycota, Eurotiomycetes, Eurotiales, Aspergillaceae.
AUGCCACCCACAACGACAUCAACAACCUCCAACCCAACCCCCAUCACCAACCCCCGCCGCCUCCUCAUCCUCACACCAACCACCCACUCCCAAUCCAUCGUCCCUCCCCUCCUCCACUCCCUAACAGGCACCCCAGUCACCACUCCCCCAACAGCACCAGGAUCCUCCUCGCCAACACCAACUCCGACCCUCUCCUCCGCCACAACCCUCGCCGCCUCCUCCACCACCUCCAUCGCAUCCAGCACCACUAUCACCACCUUCGCCGGCUACACCACGCACCCGCCCCUCCACCUCUCAAACAAAUACUACACAGCCGACGUCCCGAUCUGGGUCGACGAGAUCCCUCUCCCAACCCCCGAUUCCUCUGAACCGACCCCCUCAGUGUCCGGGAGUACCAUCUCCCCCGCGCAAUGGAAGUCCGAGUUCUCCAGCCCCGAAGCGCAAGUCGUCCGGGAUGCGAUCGGCGCCGUGAUGAUCUGUUUCCGGAAUCCGGUGCAGAUGGAUCCGGUACCUGGACAGGAGCAGCAGGAUGUGGAAGACAGGGCUGAUGUGCGCGGGCUGAAGGAGUUUGUCAAGGCUGUUGGGGAGGUGAGGGCUUUGAUUGAAGAGGAGAGGGGCGGGGUAGGGGAGGUGCCGGGGUUGGUUGUUUUGGUGGGGGAGAAGAAGACGGGGUCUGGGAAAGUGGGUUCUGGGGAUGGUGAGGAGGAUGAGGAUGGGCUGGGAUUGGAGAUUGAUGAGGUGUUUUCGGAGGGGUGGUGGGAGGAUCAGAUUUGUGAGAUGGAGUUGAUGGGGAUGGAGGUGGUGAGGUGGGAUGGGAAGGAGGGAGAAGAGGAGGAGGGGAGGAAUCGGUACGGUGAAUUACAGGGCAUGCGCCGGAUUAAAGAGGUACUGGAGACGCAUGAUUGGGCUGCGACGGAGGAUGCAGAGACAGGGUUACUGCAUGAUGGGGUUGAUGAUGAUCUUGAGCGCGAGCUUUUGGGCUUGGAUGAUGCGGAUAAUGGGUUCGAUUUGGAGGUGGAUGAACUGCAGCGCGAGAUGGUCGGGUUGCGCAUGGCGAUUGAGCGGGGAGGAGGGGAUGGGUUUGACGAUGACGAUGAAGGGGACGAGGAGUUGCGCGUCGAUGCGGUCGAGGCGCUGUUGCUCCGGAUGAGAGCCAUCAAGGAUAUCAGCGACGAGUUGCCCGAAGCGGAGAGGAAACGGUUUGCAGCAAAGGCCGUGCGUGAUAUCAUGAGGGAGAUGUAG